AUGCCCGUGGAAGAUCUCGACGAUAGAGUGACUAUAGUUCACCCCAAAAACCCAAACACCACGGCCACCAUCUUGAAAUACGGCGCCACCGUCAUUUCCUGGAAGGAAAAUGGCCAGGAACAGCUCUGGCUUUCGGAAGGUGCUAAGCUUGACGGGCUGCGUCCAGUGAGAGGUGGAAUUCCGCUUGUUUUCCCUGUUUUCGGUAAACAGAAGGACGAGAGUCACCCUACUUUUAAGUUGCCACAGCAUGGGUUCGCCAGAAACUCGACCUGGGAGUUUUUGGGUGCUACUACUGAAGAACCCGUGGCGGUGCAGUUUGGCUUGGGCCCAGAGAAUGUCGAUAAGGACCUUUACGGGUUGUGGGACGAAGGAAGGAACGAUUUUACGUUGAUUUUGACCAUCACGUUGGCGGAAGAUAGCUUGACUACAGGCAUAGAGGUGGAAAACACUGGAAACAACGCUUUUGACUUUAACUGGUUGUUCCACACGUACUAUAACUUGGACGACGUUACAGACACGUUGGCCACGAACUUGAUGGACUCCCGGUGCUUUGACCAGUUGUUGGGGGAGCAUUACGUGGAGAAGCUGCCUAUGCUUAGUUUCCAGGAAGAGUUCGACCGUAUUUAUAAGAACGUCGAUAUGCACAAGGUGAUCCAGUUGGUGGAUAGAGGCAACGUUUUGUUGACGUUGGAAAGACACAACUUGCCGGAUGCGGUGGUUUGGAACCCAUGGAUCAAGAAGGCUGAAGGUAUGGCUGACUUUUUGCCUAAAGAUGGGUACUUGAAGAUGUUGUGCGUGGAGCCCGGCCAUGUGGCGUCGUUUAUCAAGUUGGAGAAGGGCGAGAAGUGGUCGGCCCACCAGAAGAUGACGCCUUCUGGCGAAAUCACCGUGCAGACGAACAUCUACGAGGCAUAA
Candidozyma haemuli is the source of this 915-nucleotide messenger RNA. Its product is annotated as glucose-6-phosphate 1-epimerase. NCBI's taxonomy places the organism in Eukaryota, Fungi, Ascomycota, Pichiomycetes, Serinales, Metschnikowiaceae. The transcript has a single exon. Bases 1 to 915 code for a protein of 304 amino acids. Gene Ontology annotation, molecular function: isomerase activity; carbohydrate binding. Gene Ontology annotation, biological process: carbohydrate metabolic process. The record is from RefSeq and is a predicted model, not a curated record.